Molecule: messenger RNA, 1195 nt
Organism: Andrographis paniculata
Lineage: Eukaryota; Viridiplantae; Streptophyta; Magnoliopsida; Lamiales; Acanthaceae
Product: E3 ubiquitin-protein ligase RSL1-like
Exons: 2
Coding region: 181-1002 (273 amino acids)
Biological process (GO): protein polyubiquitination; positive regulation of proteasomal ubiquitin-dependent protein catabolic process; ubiquitin-dependent protein catabolic process
Cellular component (GO): cytoplasm; ubiquitin ligase complex
Molecular function (GO): ubiquitin protein ligase activity; ubiquitin conjugating enzyme binding; zinc ion binding
Source: RefSeq, a predicted model, not a curated record
UCUGAAAUUGAACACAGACGUCUGCCAAAGGAAGAAGACAACACGACACGACACGACACGACUCGACGAUACUCGACUACCCCACCCAACCCUUUUGUUGGAUGUAGUAUUGUUUUUGUUUUUGUUUUUGUUUCUAUUCUACCACCUCAAUUUCAGCUCAGUUCAGUUCAGUAGAGUACCAUGGGAAACACGCUUCCCCCAAUUCCGCCGCCUCCAAUUCCGGAUGAACAACAGCAAGAAGAAGAACAGCAGCAACAACAACUAGGGCACGACGCCGACGGCAAUCCUCUCUUCACCUGCCAAAUCUGUAUCGAGCCAAUGCCAAUCGCCGGCAACCGAUUCCGUAACGGCGACGCCUGCUCCCACCCCUUCUGCACCGACUGCGUCGUCAAGUACAUCCGCGUCAAGCUCGAGGACGACGCCACUGGUGUGAUCAACUGCCCCGCCUACAAUUGCAAGCGCACCCUCGAUCCGCUCGCCUGCGCCGCCCUCGUCGGCGAUUCGCUAUUCGUCCGGUGGUGCGACGUGCUCUGCGAGGCGUCGAUUGUCGAUUUGGUGAGGUGCUCCUGCCCUCACCCCAACUGCAAUGUCCUGAUUGUGAACGAGUGCGGCGGCACCGCCAGGAAGUCGUCCUGCCCUAGCUGCAAGCGGUGGUUCUGCUUCCACUGCAGUAGGGUGUGGCACGCCGGAUUUGGGUGCGAAGAGAGCGGCGAACUGAGGGAUCGGAAUGACGUGGCGUUCGGGAGACUGGCGGAGCAGAAGCAGUGGACGAGGUGCCCCCGGUGCAGGCACUUCGUCGAGCUCAUGGAAGGCUGUCAGAUUGUCAAAUGCAGAUGUGGGAUCAGUUUCUGCUACAAGUGUGGGAGGCAGGUGAAGCAGCAUUGGUGCCGCUGUGAUGCAACUUCAAUGUGCUGUGAAUUAUGCUUCAGGGCAUGUGUAGUGCUGAUAUUUCUAACAAUGGGCCUUUUCUUCUUGUCAUGGGAGGCUGGGAAAUUCUUAUAAAUAAUAAUAAUAAUAAUAAUAAUAUUAGUAUCAACACAUUAUUAACAAAAAGAAUACUGAGUACUUACUCUACUAUAUAGUUAGGUUUUGGGGAUUAGUGGGAGUGGAGAUGAUGAAGUUGAAGAUGUAAUGAAUCUGAAUAUCAUAUUUUCUGAAUGUAUAUAAAUUGGUGGCUUCUGAGAAUAUACCCAUA